GUGCGGGCAGCUGCCAGUGCGCGUGCGCGGCGCCCCGUUUGGCCGACGCGGUCUCCCGGCGCCUGUGUGCGGGAAGAUGGCGGAGAUGGUGCCGCAGUCGGUGCUGUUCGUCUGUCUGGGUAACAUUUGUCGGUCACCCAUUGCAGAAGCUGUUUUCAGGAAACUUGUAGCUGAUCAAAACGUUUCAGACAACUGGAGGAUAGACAGCGCUGCGACCUCCGGGUAUGAGAUAGGGAACCCCCCUGACUACCGGGGGCAGAGCUGCAUGAGGAGGCACGGCGUUCCCAUGAGCCACGUUGCCCGGCAGAUUACCAAAGAAGACUUCGCCACAUUUGAUUAUAUACUAUGUAUGGAUGAAAGCAAUCUGAGAGAUUUGAAUAGAAAAAGUAAUCAAGUUAAAAACUGCAAAGCUAAAAUUGAACUACUUGGGAGCUAUGAUCCACAAAACCAACUUAUCAUUGAAGAUCCCUAUUAUGGGAAUGACUCCGACUUCGAGAGGGUGUACCAGCAGUGUGUCAGGUGCUGCAGAGCGUUCUUGGAGAAGGCCCGCUGAGGCGGGGUCCCGGCCCUGCUGCAGCCACGGCGGCCAGACCCCGCCCUGCGGCCCUGCUUUCCCAGGCAGUGCUCACGUAGAGCGAUGUCCGUGGCCCCGGCUCCUCCUUCAGCUGACUUCCUGCUUCUUAUCUUAACAAAUAAUUGCAGGUGGAAAUCAGUUGUGUUUGGCAGAAUAAUAAAUAAAAAUCUUUGACGCAGACAGUUUAUAGUAUAGUAAGUGUUCUUGGACUACUGGAACCUGUCACUUUGCCCCAAUAGCAAAAUUAGUGGAACAAACAAGGUCUAGAACAACAGAAUAAAACACAAUGAUGUGUAAACCUCAAUUAAGGCCCAGGUUGUCAUCUAAGCCUCUUGAGACUUAGAUAAUCUCGUCUACCUCUUGCGUAGUUUCGUGUGCAUCGCUUGAUGGGCAGUGCUCUCUGCCCCUGUGCACCCCUCUGCCCCCCGAAGGAGCUCGCAGUCUAGGUUAGAAGCGUUUUAGUUCACAUACACCCAUAGUGCACACUUGUAUAUGAAAAAGAAAG
Messenger RNA from Lemur catta (Ring-tailed lemur), 1079 nucleotides. RefSeq names its product acid phosphatase 1 (gene ACP1). The record is from RefSeq and is a predicted model, not a curated record. Gene Ontology annotation, biological process: protein dephosphorylation. The transcript is spliced from 6 exons. Gene Ontology annotation, molecular function: non-membrane spanning protein tyrosine phosphatase activity; acid phosphatase activity. Bases 77 to 553 code for a protein of 158 amino acids. Gene Ontology annotation, cellular component: cytoplasm. NCBI's taxonomy places the organism in Eukaryota, Metazoa, Chordata, Mammalia, Primates, Lemuridae.